AUGUCUGACGAUGAGGAUUUCAUGCAGGAGUCAGAUGAGGAGCAAUAUGAUUUCGAGUACGAAGAAGACGAGGACGACGAAUCUGGCGAUGUCGACAUCGAGAACAAAUAUUAUAACGCGAAGCAAUUAAAGCUCAGCAACCCGGAGGAGGCCGUUGACGAGUUUCUUGCAAUCCCCGAACUGGAACCUGAAAAAAGCGAGUGGGGAUUUAAAGGCCUGAAGCAGGCAAUCAAGCUGGAAUUCAAGCUUGGCAGAUACUCCGAGGCCGCGAACCAUUUCGAAGAACUCCUCACCUAUGUCAAGUCCGCUGUCACACGAAACUAUUCGGAAAAGUCAAUCAACAAUAUGCUAGACUACAUUGAAAAGGGUGCUGAUGGAAACGAUGCGGUUCAGAGCAUGGAGAAGUUUUACUCGUUGACGCUUCAGAGCUUCCAGAGUACCAACAACGAACGGCUGUGGCUGAAGACCAACAUCAAGCUUGUCAAGCUAUUACUUGAUCGCAAAGAAUAUGCUACCGUGUCUAAGAAACUCCGAGAUUUGCAUAAAGCCUGCCAAAAAGAGGACGGAACAGACGAUCCGAGCAAGGGGACAUACUCGCUGGAAAUCUAUGCCCUCGAGAUUCAGAUGCUUGCCGAGACAAAAAAUAACAAACAACUGAAAGCACUAUAUCAGCGUGCACUCAAGGUCAAAUCCGCUGUACCACAUCCCAGAAUUAUGGGGAUCAUUCGAGAGUGCGGCGGCAAAAUGCACAUGAGUGAAGAGAACUGGAAGGAGGCACAGGGCGACUUUUUCGAAUCGUUCCGCAACUACGACGAAGCAGGCUCGCUUCAACGCAUACAAGUUCUCAAGUAUCUCCUGCUCACGACAAUGCUCAUGAAGUCGGACAUUAACCCGUUUGACUCGCAAGAGACGAAGCCAUACAAGUCUGAUCCCCGCAUCUCAGCCAUGACUGAGCUCGUGGAUUCGUAUCAGCGGGAUGACGUGCACGGUUACGAAAAGGUGUUGCAAAACAAUCAAGACAUUCUGGCGGACCCGUUUAUUGCCGAAAACAUUGACGAAGUCACGCGCAAUAUGCGCACAAAGGGUGUCCUGAAGCUCAUUGCGCCUUACACGAGGAUGAAGCUGGAGUGCAUCGCCAAACAGCUCAAGAUUUCGGAGCCCGAGGUCCAGGACAUUAUAGGUUUUCUCAUUGUCGAUGGCAAGAUUAAUGGCCAUAUUGAUCAGCGGGACGGUAUACUGGAGAUUACAUCCGUCGCCGAUGCGGAACGAGUCAAAGCAAUGAGCCAGCUAACCAAAUCGAUCUCCGAUCUGUUUGGUGCGGUAUUCCAGGAUGGGGAUGGUUUCCGGAGUGCAGAUCAAACUACCAUCAACGAAGGACCUAUGUACGAUGGAGAUGUAAUGGGACGAGGCAGGAGGUACGGCCUACGGACCAAGACGGGCUUCCAGCUCUGA
Messenger RNA from Cordyceps militaris CM01, 1452 nucleotides. RefSeq names its product COP9 signalosome subunit 2 (CsnB), putative. Gene Ontology annotation, biological process: protein deneddylation. The record is from RefSeq and is a predicted model, not a curated record. Gene Ontology annotation, cellular component: COP9 signalosome. The transcript is spliced from 3 exons. Lineage: Eukaryota; Fungi; Ascomycota; Sordariomycetes; Hypocreales; Cordycipitaceae. Bases 1 to 1452 code for a protein of 483 amino acids.